GCAACAGAUGGCAGUAUUGAACCUGACGUCACGUUAAUGGCGGAGAGCGUGUGUUUCUGAGCUGAGAAUCCCCUUGUCGAGACAAACUUUUUUCUCUCAUAAUUAGAGUAUAAAUCACAUAUUUACCCUGUUUUAAUAUCAGGGAGGCCACCACCAUGCUAAUAGUACUGAAAACGUUACAACAGCAGACUUUCCGUGUGGAAAUAGAGGACAGUGCAACGGUUAGGAAUCUCAAAGAUGAAAUUGAAAAGACACAAGGGAAAGACUUCCCUGCCUCUGGGCAAAAGUUAAUUUAUGCAGGUAAAAUCUUAAGUGAUGACAACCCUUUAUCGUCUUACAAUAUAGAUGAAAAAAGCUUUGUUGUAGUCAUGGUUACAAAGAGGCUGCAAACAGAAGAAAAAAAAGAAGAGAAGAAGGAGGAGGCCAAACCACAGGAGACUGCUGCAGCAGCCAGUGCAUCAGCCAGUAGUGCCCCUGUGGCUAUGGAAGAGGGCACAACCAAAGCAGCUGAGGAGAAGAAAACAGAAGAGAAGGCAGCAGAACCGGCAGCUGAAACAAAAACACAAGAGGAGAGUUCAAGUGGACUUCAAGCCUUCCACAGCGCAGAAUCCACCCUGGUGACGGGCGAGGAGUACCAGAACAUGGUCACCGAGUUGAUGAGUUUGGGCUUUCCGAGGGACAAGGUCAUCAGGGCGAUGCAAGCAAGCUACAACAACCCCAACCGAGCUGCAGAGUACCUUGUAGUGGGUAUUCCAGAUCCACCACCUGAAACGCCGGGAGACCAGCCACCUUCACAACCGUCUCUACAAUCAUCACAGUCCUCAUCUCAACCAGGAGGUGAAAGUAGUCCUUCAUUGGAAUUCCUAGAUCAACUUCCCCAGUUCCAGCAAUUACGGGAAGCCAUAUCCUCAGAUCCAGCCAUGCUCAGCCAAUUUCUCCAGUCUCUAGGUCAAUCAAAUCCACAACUUCUCCAGAUCAUAAGCCAACGGCAGGAGGAAUUCAUCGCCCUCAUCAACCAACAGCCUGAUGCAGCUGCACAGCCUGCUGUAGGAGGAGGAGGUGGAGGAUCAGGAAGAGGAGGGAGUAGUAGUAGCUCGUCUCUGACCUCAGCAGCACAGCCAGGAGGACAGCAGUCAUCAUCACAACCCGCCAACCCCCCAGCCCAGCAGGCAGGGGGACAGGGUGGGGGACCAGGUAUCAGGAUGUCAGAAGAGAAUCCAGGGGUUGCUUACAUUGAACUCAUGCCAGAAGAGAGGGACGCAAUUGAAAGAUUGAAGGGGCUCGGUUUCCCUGAAGAGUUAGUAAUACAGGCCUACUUUGCUUGCGACAAGAAUGAGAAUUUAGCCGCCAAUUUCCUCCUUCACGAGAACUGAAUCACCUGUUAUUGUUUUUCAGAAGUCACGUCUAUUGGCUCUUGGUGAUCAAGGGUCCUUAUUUGUAAUAUGUAUGUUUAAAAAAAGAAUAAAGUUUGCAACGAAGAAGACUUUUCAUAAUCAACUCUCAAACUUCGUAGGGGGAUUCCAAAUCUGCACCAGUGUAGUAUAAGUCACAUUAAUUUUCAAACUUGGAAGGAAAUAGUCUCUUUUUUAUAUACCUGUAAUGGCCAGUUGUAGUUUAGUGUAAUUCUUAGCUGCAAAUGCCAAACCAAACCAGUCGCCAGCAGUAUUUUCUCAUACCAUGUCAUUUUGUUGUGAGUUCCUCCAAAUUAAACAUCAACUGAAACAAUAUGGAGCACAUCUGCAAAAUAUAUGUAAUCGUGGUCAACACUGAAAGUGCUACUGCAAUAAAAGAAGAAUGUAUGAUUGAAAUUUCUUUUACAUUACAUUUUAGAUGAUUAAUAAUAUCUGGGUUUGUGUAUGUACCGAAAGAAGUUGCUCUUAUAUUGCUCAAUUCACAAUAAACUCAAAAUCAUUUACAAAGGUGAUCCACUUUUGUCACUGCUGCUAGAAUCAACCAUUUGUGAGCACUUGAAAAUACCAAUAUACCAAGAUGCAGCAAGCUAGCUACACCAGGUUCAAACUGCUUACCAGAUAAAAUGGCAUGAAUUAAUCUCUUCACUGAAUUUAGGAAAGAAAAACCUCCUUUUACCCAUAGUACUUCAACCCAAAUUGGUUUUAAAUGCCUGAUGAGUCAGCGAUAAAGCAUUUGUACAGUAAAGUAUAAAACCUCUGUAUGUGAUGUUGCACAUACGAGUCUAUGUGUGAAUACCCAUUUUAUUAUUUCACUACCAAAGUGGCUGGAUUACAUUGAAUUUAGUGAAGAUUGAAUACCCACCGUAAUCACUUUAAACUCCUGGAAAUCUGACUUUCAUUAGUUUGUUUCUCCAGAGGUAAUGACAAAAUUGUGAUAUAUAUUAAUUUCAUUAAAUAAUCUCUCUUUAAUAACAAGCUUACUGAAAAUGACCCUUGACAGAUUCAUGGUUGCUACCAACUAUGACUUAAGUCCUUACUUUCCCGAUGGCCAUGUUGAGUUGCGGAACGUUAUGAAUCCUUUCCCUUUUCUCCAACCAAACCAGUGCCAUUAUAACUUGACUGCUGCAUUGUAUCAACAAGUUAGAUAACACUUGCUGCUUGGCUCUUGGUAUUCACUCCAAGACAUUUGUACUAUUAACCAAGUAAUAGCUCUAUGGGAUGAAUAACGGUGCUGCUUAAACUGUACUACUGGUAAUCCCCUAACAAAUAUUAUGUAUACAGCUAGAAUGUAUCAAAUCAACCUAAAAUAAAAUUCCCGGCUUUCAAUGGUCUAACGAAUAAGAAGGGAGAAGAAAAUAAAGAAAUACAUAAAACACACUGCGCACGGAACCGAUGUUGAACUUGGGUUCCGUGAGGGCCUUUUGAUGCAGGCCCUAUUCUAUGUAUGUGGACCCGUACAGGUGCGUUGAGUAGUCUACCUACCAGUCCCUAUUGUAUUAAUUUAGAGUGUAUCUACUCUUGCAGUAUCUCUUUAUUGAAGCAAUAUAGGAAACUCAUAAUUUCAAUACUGUAUGGCAAAAUAUUACCCUAAUAUAACAGGGCAAAAUACUUUCUGGUCAUUGGUACAUUUUAAGGGGAAAAUCACAGCCUGGUUCAUGUACAUGUUGCUAUAGAUUAAGGGUUACUUGCACUUGGUAUUAACUUCAUGGCAUUAUAUUCUACUGUAUAUGCUUAAUCAGUUUAACUAUGGGCUGGAGUGUUGGCUCAGUCAGUAGAGCAUCCGCCACACAACUGGGAGGUCGUGGGUUCGAACCCCGGCCGCGUCAUACCAAAAGACGUUAAAAGAUGGGAGUUGUUGCUACCUUGUUUGGCGUUCAACAAUAAGGGAUAGAGCAACGUCGAUCUGGCGCUGCUCAGUGGCUGCCGGGCUCACGAUCAAUUGGGCAAAAAGAAUUUCCGUUUCGGUUUAAUAAAAUUUGGAGUGGACUAUUAGGCUAUUAUUAUUAUUAUUAUUAUUAUUAUUUUGGUUAACUAAGGAUUAGCUGCAAGGGAUGAAUACAUGGUAAUGAAGAUGUGAGUUGAUCUCACAUUCGCCUGCAAACUGGCUCAGGCGACCCUGGUUCGAAAAUGGUAAUGUUAAAGGUCGGUCCCAAGAUAAUAUUAGGGACUUUUAGAUUUGCGUGGACUGAUACGUGUGACGUCCAUUCAAGGCAGUGCAUUAAAAGGACGUCGACCGUAGCAAUCCGCAUUGUCUUCGUGCAAAUCUAAAAGUCCCUAAUAUCUGAUGGAUACCCGUCUGUAAAACACACACACAAUGUGUGGGGUUCAAUAAAUGCUACUUGUAUCACCACAUAAGUCAUAACUAUCAUUUUUAAUUACAUUUUUUUAAACCUGACUUUGGCUAUAUAAUUGCAUGCUCUGUAGAAUUACACUUGUGAACUUGUAUAAUCAACUUGACAACAUCAGAUUAAAAUGUGAUGCCCAUCGACUUCAGAUGAUCAAAAUAACAAAGCUGGCAAUGUGUUCCAUGCAUACUACGUCGUUCAUUGUUGGCAAUACUGGGAAUGUUCAAUGUUUUUCUUCUAUGCCAGCAAUUAUUAUUAUUGUUUAUUUGUUUGUUUGUAUAUGUUUUAUAAUAUUGUACAAAGUAUUGAUCAAAGACAAGGACUGCUAGUAACUGGAAGAGUGCCAAGUGCUAAAGUGUCACUCCCGGAUGAUAUGCAAACCUAUGGCCAUGUGAUGGUACAGUGUAAAAGCAAAAGUGUACACACUACAUGAACUCACCUUGCCCAAGGCAACUGAUUACAAUUAUUCUUAUACAGUUUGGGAAACCCAUAGUCUAGUUCUCAAUCAUUAUUUUCAAUCAUUUUUGAACUUAACAUUUCUGUUAAAGAAUCAGCAAAUAGAAUUUGCAUUUAAGUUGGUAUUGUAAAGACUUUGUUGACCCAAGCUGGAGAUAUUUAUUUCCAGUAGCAUCCAAUGAUCAAUAGAUAUCUUUGUUACAAACAUUA
Strongylocentrotus purpuratus (purple sea urchin) is the source of this 4423-nucleotide messenger RNA. Its product is annotated as UV excision repair protein RAD23 homolog A. Gene Ontology annotation, cellular component: cytosol; nucleoplasm. Gene Ontology annotation, molecular function: damaged DNA binding; polyubiquitin modification-dependent protein binding; proteasome binding. Gene Ontology annotation, biological process: nucleotide-excision repair; proteasome-mediated ubiquitin-dependent protein catabolic process. The transcript has 9 exons. The record is from RefSeq and is a predicted model, not a curated record. The coding region runs from base 156 to 1373 and encodes 405 amino acids. NCBI's taxonomy places the organism in Eukaryota, Metazoa, Echinodermata, Echinoidea, Camarodonta, Strongylocentrotidae.